This is a messenger RNA of Haplochromis burtoni (Burton's mouthbrooder), 3063 nucleotides long. It is a transcript of the gene atat1, whose product is annotated as alpha tubulin acetyltransferase 1. The transcript is spliced from 12 exons. The record is from RefSeq and is a predicted model, not a curated record. Gene Ontology annotation, molecular function: tubulin N-acetyltransferase activity. NCBI's taxonomy places the organism in Eukaryota, Metazoa, Chordata, Actinopteri, Cichliformes, Cichlidae. Gene Ontology annotation, biological process: alpha-tubulin acetylation. The coding region runs from base 304 to 1617 and encodes 437 amino acids. Gene Ontology annotation, cellular component: microtubule.
ACAGAUAUUACGGUUCAUGUUGCCAGGGAGUGACUGAGCCGUAGUCAUACAGACACAAUAGAGCUGCAGUCACCAUGUAUAUAGCAAGUGUUUGUAUUUGAAACUAUUAGAGCAAUAUGUAGUAUCUCUCAAAUUCUGUGAGUGCAAUUUCGAAGCGUUGUUCUGGGGCUAUUAUCAGUGAGCUCUGAUGCCUUUGCACUAACAAGCUAUCUUCGUUAGACAGUAGGAGAGUGGCCGUGCAGUGCACCGUUAGCUAGCUUUAGCCAGUUUGAUAACAUCAUAGCUGCCUUGCCAGUUUUUACUAUGGAGUUUCCUUUUGACAUAAACCAAUUAUUCUCCGAGAGGAUCUCUGUCUUGGACCAGACCUUGGUUGCAGGCCGCAAAUCUGCAGGAAGGCCAGAUCUUCAAGCUCACAUAGCCACAGUUAUUGAUGAACUUGGGAGGGCCUCAGCAAAGGCCCAACAGCUCACAGCACCUAUAACAAGUGCUUCCAAGCUGCAGACCCAGAAGCAUCAGCUCUAUCUUCUUAAGGAUGGAGAGAGCAGCGGGGGACGUGGUGUGGUUGUGGGAUUUCUGAAGGUUGGCUACAAGAAGUUAUUUUUGCUGGACCGGCAGGGUGUGCACGUAGAGGCAGAACCACUCUGUGUUUUGGAUUUUUACAUAGCAGAGAACCUGCAGCGAAAUGGCUAUGGGCUUGAGCUAUUUAACUUCAUGCUACAGCACAAGAAUUUAGAGCCAGUGCUGAUGGCUUAUGACAGGCCUUCACCUAAAUUCCUGUCUUUCCUGGCAAAGCAUUACUGCCUCACGCAGAGUGUUCCUCAGGUCAAUAACUUUGUGGUUUUUGAAGGCUUCUUCCUCAACAGAGCAGCGGCCCAGUUGAGAAAGGUUCCCCCAAAAAAGCCAGACGGAGAGAUCAAGCCUUACUCUUUAAUGGAGAGAGAAGCUGUUCGCCAGGAGCAGAAGAGUCUUCCUUGGCCGUUUGCUCCUCCCCACUCCCCCCAGCGCUCGGUAGCCUCCCAGUGGUCCAAAUCCCUCAGCGUGGGAUGCUCCCCCAGCAGGGCACCCCCUCGAGUCACUCCAACUUCUUCCCCUGGUUGCAACAGGAACCAGAGCCCACAGUCACCUCUCAGCGACCGCUGCAGAGCAAGACGCACCAGUAGUCAACAGGGUCUAGUUGCGAGAUGCAACUUGUACAGUCGACACAUGGACACCAGAGCUGUUGGACUGCUGCACAGAUGCUCUCCAGCACCAUGUGCCACCUCAGGUCUGAGAGCAGUAGGGGAUCAGUCAUACACAUUGGGAUACAGUAUUCACUCACAACAAAACAGGAACUGGCCUGUCUUGCUUCCACCUCUCUCUACAUCCAAGAAGGACUGCAUAAGCAGCACUACCUCUUUAGACAGGAGAGAAACACACCUGGGCGCAGAUCCUGAAUCCCGUCGUUCUGAAGAGGAGAUGAAGGUUCUGGACAGUUCACAGCUUCCAGCAGGCAACCAGAGACCUCUGUUGUGGGAGAGUGACAGAGUUGAAGACAGGUCAUGGGCUGUGGGGGUGCACUGCUACACUGCCCAGUGGGUGAAGCAGAAGCAGGAAUACAGGAGCACCCGGCCCUGGUGAAUGUGUGACGAUUACAGACUUUAAACAUUAUCAAAAUGUUGAUGCCUAAAAUGCUUUCAGACAUGUUUGAGCCGACUUUCGAGUGUUUGAGAGCCCACGAUGCAACAAUUUCUUUGUGAAGUUUAAGUGCCAAAGUUCAGUUCAGAAAAAAUACACUUCCAGUCUUUCUGGUUUUAGAAAGGCUAUUAUAAUGGCUGCCUUAGUUGGUUUCCCAAAUGAGUCAUCCUUGCUAAUUGAAUAAUUGGCCCAUUAAGUCAGUGGUGUUUCUGACAGGUCCAGCUAACCCAGGUAGGUUUUUCAUUUUAGUGGCCUUCACACUGAGCGUUGUUAGGUUCACUUAUAUUGUUGUUAUUAUUAUUAUUGUUGUAUAAAUUCAGGGAAACAUUGCAUAAGACAAAGGUUACAAACGUGAUCUUGGUUCAUACUGACUUUUGUAUCUAAUUAAUUAACAAAAUGAAUCCCAUUGAAUUUAUCUGAAUAUGUCAUCGUCCAUUUUCUUGUAUUACUUGGACAGAUUGGAUAGGAUGGGAUAAUAGCAUGAUACACUUUCAGUUGAUCACAUUUGGGUUGUUGCAUUUUUUAGCAAAUAUUUAAAAAGAGUGAUACAGUACUCUUAAUUUUCCAUUUCUGUUUUGCACAUGUGUAACAGCUACAUGCAGCCACAGACUGUAACAUAACGACAUGAUGUACAGACAGGUUACUUGCUGUGUCCUUGACUGCUUACUUUAAGUUGAAGUGUCUUAGCGAGCGUUGGCCUGCCAGAUUCUCUCAGAACUGCUUCAAUGUACCCUGGCAUUGAUUUUCCAAGUCUCUGGAAAGAUGGAUCUGUAUCAGUCUUCCAAAAGAUUUGAUGGUUAUGGAGUUGAGUGUGUAACACAUCAAUCCAAAUUCUCCCCUGUUUGACUGGGUUCAGAUGUGGUGACAGGGUAGAUAGUACAUCAGACCAUGUGUACUUAUGAGAUACCCUCAGGGUAAUGUGUGUCAGGCAGUAUUUAAAAUGAUAACUCAUAACCCAUGUUGGUGUUUUUCAGAUCUUGCAUGUAAGAAUACAAAUCCUUAAACAUGCAAACACGGUCUGUAGACUGCUCUGGGUGCUAAUGGUACAGGUCAUCCACAAGUGCAAAGCACAGAAAUAGACAAUUAGUCAUUUUUAAUAUUUGUUCAAAAAUCAAACAAUUAAAAAAGAACAGAAACUGUGUAUUUGUGGAGAAAUCAAGCAAAACAUUUUGAUUUAUUUUGGACUUAAAGAAGUCUCCCAUGGACAGAGCUUCCUGCAACUUUCCACUAACCGGAGUUUCAUUAAAUAAUGGAAAUGUUUGUGAGACAAAACAUAUAUUUUUAGGUUUUUCAGACAGAAUUGAAAACAAAUUGGGUAGAAAGUUUACACAUUUUUGCUGUAAUGUAAACUUUAGUUAGAAUGGUCCAUAAAGCCAAAAUACACCACGA